AUGAUUGUCAUCAAGACAUCAGACUAUGGUGGUAGUCACAGAACACCAAGGAUAUAUCUUGCCUGUGAGAGAAGUGGUCAAUAUAAAGCUCAUAAGAAACUAAAAGGAGAUGAUUCAAACAAAAAAAUUGUGAAGAUAAUGGAUACAAAGAAAUGCGGGGGUCCCUUUGAGUUGAGGGCUCAUAAGUUGAUGAUUAAUGAUGAUUGGAUGGUAGAUGUAGCAUGUGGAAUACAUAACCAUGCUCCUGCUAAACAUUUUGAAGGACAUUCAUUUGCAGGGAGAUUAUCUGAGGGGGAAACAUCAUUAUUAGUGGAUAUGUCUAAAAGCAUGGUCAGACCAAAAGAGAUUUUGGUUACCUUGAAACAAAAUGAUGCUUUGAAUGUAACCACUGUAAAAACCAUUUACAAUGUACGUCAAAGAAAUAAUGUUAUUGAGAAAGCUAGGAGAUCACAGAUACAACAAUUGUUGGGUAAAUUAGAAAAGCAUAAUUACAUUGAGCAGGAUAAGUGUGACAACAACACGAUAAGUAUCACAGACUUGUUUUGGGCACAUCCUGUCAGUUUAGAUUUGCUCUGUUCAUUUUCAAAGGUGUUGAUCAUGGACUGCACAUAUAAGACAAAUCGAUAUUGUCUUCCUCUUCUUGAGAUAGUUGGUAUGACAUCCACUGAUAUAUCAUUCUCCGUAGCCUUUCAAUUUGAGUGGAUUGAUAACUACGUUUGGGUGUUAACUACAUUGCGUAGUCUCUUGGAUGACAUUGCUAUUCCUGAGAAAAUAUUUGAGAGUAAGGAGAAAUGGGACAAGUUUAUCUCUUCAUGGAAUGUCUUAGUACUUUCCUCAACUGAGCUUGAAUACAAUGAACGCCUUGCUAUGCUACUUGCAGAUUUUGAUACAUAUCCUGAGACAAUGCAAUACGUGGCUGAAAGUGCACAUGCAAAUCUUAAACGGCAACUUGGUUCUAACCAAGUCAAUUUUGAGUAUUCUUGGACCAAGAUUCAUAGUUUGCUUGAGUUACAACAUGUUGAUAUUAAGGCAUCGUUUGAUAAGAGUUUAACCGUUGUACAACACCAGUUCAAACCAUCCCAUUUUAGAGAGCUCCGAAGCAAUAUCUCUAUUACUGCAUUAGAUCAUGUCUUAGCGGAGAGUAAGCGAGCGGAUGAUGUUAGCAUUGAUGCUUCAGUAUGUGGAUGUGUUGUUCGACGAACACACGGGUUACCUUGUGCCCAUGAAAUUGCGGAUUACAUCCGACAGGGUCGUCCAAUACCACUUGAUAGCAUUAACCCACACUGGAGGACUCUUGAGAUAGUACAAAAGUUAAAGAAUGAUAAAGUGGAAUUGAGUUGUGAACCAAAGUUUGAUCUCAUACUUAAGCGAUUCAAUGCAUCUGAUUAUACUAUGAAGUUGGAAAUUCUGCAUAAGUUAUGA
Camellia sinensis is the source of this 1422-nucleotide messenger RNA. Lineage: Eukaryota; Viridiplantae; Streptophyta; Magnoliopsida; Ericales; Theaceae. The record is from RefSeq and is a predicted model, not a curated record.